ACCAAAGCGUUCCCACCAAAUCCAAACCUCCAUACUGGACCAACUUAUCCGAUGUAGCAAAAUGGAAGCCUGAAGAUGAAUUUAACGUUGCCAAGGUGAAUUUGAAAGAGAGGCCUGUAUUUCGAACCGAAGGCGUUUCGCAAGAUAAAGUAGAUAAAAGAGAGUGCAAGGUGGUGGUAUGCCAUGAUAUGGCGGGUGGGUACAUCGAAAAUUUCUUCAACAUCGGAUAUAGCAUCCAGUAUUGGCAAUACGUGGAUGUUUUUAUCUACUUCUCUCACCACAGAAUCACCGUUCCACCUCCACAAUGGACUAACGCUGCUCAUCGAAAUGGUGUGAAGAUACUUGGAACUUUUAUUACCGAAUGGGAGAGGGAUAUGUUGGAGAAUGAGUUAUGGGUUCGUGGCCCUCAUUCCGGGGUGCCACUGUAUGAGAAUACGAAUGUGAAUAGGGAGGUGGUUAGUGUAUUCUUCGCCGACAAGAUGGUUCAAAUGGCUUUAUACUACAAUUUUGAUGGAUGGUUUAUUAACGUGGAAUCGCCUCUGAUCGGUGGAACUCCACACGCUCGUCAAGUAAUCAAGUUCAUGGAAUAUCUUACACAACAGAUGCACAAGCACAAACCUGGAUCAGUUGUUCUUUGGUAUGAUUCAAUCACGAAAGAAGGCGCUCUUUCAUGGCAAGACCAACUGAACGACAUGAACUAUCCAUUCUUUGAAGUUACAGAUGGAAUUUUCAUAAAUUACACGUGGAAAGAACAUUAUCCAUCAUCGUCCUCGAAGAAGGCUGGACCCAGGAAACGCAGCGUCUUCACGGGUAUCGAUGUUUGGGGACGUAAUACAUAUGGUGGUGGUGGGCUUACGACUUAUAAGGCGUUGCAAGUGAUCCAAAAAGCGAAAACAUCCUGUGCGCUAUUCGCACCGGCAUGGACCUACGAGCAUUUCGGAAAAGAAACUUUCUGGGAAAUUGAUCGAAAGUUUUGGAUAGGAAAUGCAGAUCAGAAAAAGGAACCCAUCGAGAAUAAUGCAAAACGAGAGGAUCCGAGCGAAGGUUCGAUCAUUAGCCGUAUAAGUGAAUUCCGGAAGAACAUUGCGGUAUUGAUGAAUAAUCUUUUUGCAGAUAAGGGUUUGGCUGUUGCGCACUAUAUAACGCCCAGGUACUCUGCUGGAAUUAAAAAUUUUUAUAGCAACUUUGAUCGCGGAUGCGGACAUAAUUUCUUUAUAAAAGGAAAGAAAGUUCUGGAGCAGGAAUGGUAUCACCUUAGUCAUCAAUCCAUUCAACCAUAUCCCACGAACCCUACACUGCAUAUCCUAUCUUCAGACGACAGUCUCCUGAGCUAUCGGACGUCCUACGGCACUACUUGGGAGCCUACAUUUGAUCAAGCUUAUACUGGUGGUACAUCAAUUCUGAUCAAGGGAACCGAUAAAGGGAAAGACUUCUCAAUGAUACCACUAUUUGAUUUAAAUGUAGUUAUUUCACCACAAAAGUAUACGAGAGCGAGUAUCACUUAUAUGCCUAAGGAUCAGGAUGUUAUGAUAGGAUUAUACGUGAAGGUGGGACUUGAUCGAAAGCGCAAGGAUAGCACACCCGAUGAUGAGAAAAUCAAGAUCAAUUUUUCUGGUACGACAUCACAAAACCAACAAGAUUUUUCGAUUGUUACCCUCGAAGAAGAGGAUGAAGAAGGAGUUCGUACGACGGGGGAUGAGGCCUCUGCUCGAUAUCAAAAAUUUGAGACCACCUUUGUUUCCGUAGAAAAUGACUGGAUCACUGCAGAAGUUCAGAUUCCACCUAACACAUUUUCAUUGUCUACGGCGGAUCCAUCUAUUGAAAUAUCUAUACAAGAGUUAGGCGUGGUCAUUGUUCGCCAACCGUUUCCGGAAAAUAUCAAAGAAGAAUUGCCUAUACCAGAGACAGAAGCUGGCUUAUCAUCAAUCCUGCUUGUUGGCGAAUUAUCAAUAUCCUCGCCGCCGCAAUAUUUAUUUGAUCAAGAGAUACAAAAUGUAUUUUGGAACGAACACAAUUUACGCAUCGAGAAUCUAGAAAUCAAAGGUUUAUUACGUGUUUCCGGAACGGUUGAGUGGGAGCUAGGUGUUCAAAUAACAAAUAAUCGGCACGAAGGCCUCGAUGAGAAUUCAUCGUCCGACGUGGAUAUUGUUAACUCAUUUGGAUAUUACUAUGUAUAUGCCGCAAUCCAUUCAUCUCAGAAGAAAGAACCGAACACUGAGGAACUAACAUUCUUGGGAGUGGCAGAUGUUAACAUGUUCGUUGUUGCGGGUUACGAUGUCCCCGUGUCUCAGGUAGAAAAGGACACGGUGUUAUCGAUUUGGAUUCAGGGUGUAAAGGAGAUCGACGGAAAGUGCGAAGAACUUGAGAAAUGGAAGAGAUGCGAGAUAUCAUUGGCAAGCGUUGUUGAGAUCUUGGCACAUUGA
Acaulospora morrowiae is the source of this 2423-nucleotide messenger RNA. The record is from the annotation of a GenBank genome assembly. Lineage: Eukaryota; Fungi; Glomeromycota; Glomeromycetes; Diversisporales; Acaulosporaceae.